UAUACUAAGAAAUUCUAGUUAUCUCAAGUUUUUACAAAACAUAAAUACAUCACCAAAAGUAGGUGUUGAGCUUACUUUAAGGCUCUACUGCGUGUGUAAAGACGAUCUGUCGUUGCUUUGGUGCACGCAAAAUGGAAUCAGAAGCUGAUACCUCAGAAUCCUUAAUAGUGCAAGCAAGAGAUAAGAAUGAUAUUGAUAGAAGAAACAAACAAUGCAACAUAAGCACGGCAAACCAGGAAAAGGAGCACACUGGUUUUGAAGAUGAGCUACAAACAGAUGGCACAAAAGGUGAUGAGCAAAUAAAACCAAAUCUCAAAGUGGGAGAAGGCAACAAUGAAUACACAGAUGGUGAAUGUUUUUUGUACCCACCAAGUGUAGAAAAGGUUGCUUGCGAAGACAAUUUUAGGCAAUCAGAAGAUUGCCCAAAAGCAAUAUCAGAUGAUACAAAAAUCACAAUUUCAAAGAGCAAUGACCAGAAGGAGGCCAAUAAAAAGGUUGAUACUGCAGAAGAGGCAGAAGAGCAGCCUAUUGAAAGUCCAGGUGUAGAUGCCAAAGGCAAAACAACUUCAGAAGGUGUUAUGUCUACUGAUCAAGAACUUGAAAGUGGGCUACACAGCAAAGAUGAGGUGAGUGACACCGAGAGGGACAACAAAGGAAUUCUUGAGAUAGAUGGUCAUAUUGAUUAUAUGGAUAAUUUUAGUUCACUCAAGAAGGAAACGGCAGAACUUCCCAGGGAUCCAGCAGCCUCACCUGGAAAUUUUGAAGCAAGCGUUUCUGCAGCAGAUCACUCGGAGAAAGCAUCCAGUUUAGUAGCCCAAGGACCAGAAAUCAAGGCAGAUACUGAAAAAAAGAAAACACAGAGAGAUGAAGUUGAGAAGAUGACAUCCAGUGACUUGGAAGAUUUUAAUAUGUCACAAACAUCUAAUUUAACAAUUGACGAUAAUAAAGAGUCAACGUCAGAAAUAAUGAAGGAUGUUCAAGAGCUCGGUAUCAGCCCUUGGGAGAGCACUGAUACAGUUGAGGAAAAGAAAGAUUUGCAUGAAGCUCGACUAGAUUGUAAUCUAGAAGAGGCAUCCAAGUCUUUAUCUGAAAAAGAAUUUGAGGAAUUGAAUGGAUCAAGUGACACGUUAAAAAGCAAAGUAGAACUUGAAUACAAGAAUAUUGAAAGCAAUACUGAGAGCCUAGGGGAAGAAAUAGACAAAGACAAAGGGAAGAGAAAUGAAGAAGAUACUCUCUUAUCUAAUACUACUGAAUCAGGGAAUUCUAUCAAGGGUACUCCACAAACUGUCAUGGUAAAGCAUGAACCUGAAGAAUGCACAUUGAAGGAAAUGAUGAUGCAGGAGGGAAAAGAGAGAGAAAAUCUAGACGAAGCUUUCACAUUGACCUCAGACAAUAAUGGGGCAGUUGAACCAAUUGAGGAGAUUGCAUCCUCUGACCUGGGAGAAGCCAGCUCAUGGAUUGCUAAUUCAAAAGAUCAACAAGACGAUGUUGACACAUUGGCAUUUAGAAACUGUGACACUGCUGAUAUUCAUCAAGACAUUACUGCUGAGGCUAAUCUCAAAGGAACAACUGACUUCAAACAGAGCAUGAUAUCUCUGAAUGAAGAUGAUUCAUGUGUUGGAGAUAAUACAAUCGCUAAAAAGAAAAGGUGUGGCAAGGAAGAUGUUGGCUCCGAAUCGCAACCUGAAGAACAAGAGAAACAAGAAAUUGAAGAUUCAUCACAGGAGAAACUUGAUGAUGCACUAGCCUCUGAAGCAAGUAAAAACACAGAAUUCACAAGUUCAGAUAGAAAGUCUGAAGUAGAGACACAGAAAAUGAUUGUGGGCCUUGGAACACAUAUAACAAAAGAGGAAAAAAUUCCAGAGAUUGUGGAAACAGAACCAGAGACACAAGCGACACAAAUUCAGGAAGAACUAACUGAAUCUGAAAACAAAGAAAACAGAAUAGCCAACACCGAUAAAGUCUCCAAAUUGAUAGAAAACAAGGACAAGGAUUCAGUGAAUGGCGAGCAGCUUUUAGAGAAAUUCUUAGAAGAUGAAACAGCCGAAGAAGUUUCUAAUACCAAGCAAGAUACUGAAACUACAAGUGAGGAUGUUGUCAGGGAAAGGCCAUCUAACACACCAGAAGAGAUUAGCGAGGAGCCACAUAAGCUGCCAAAACAGCAAAAUGAUAAAUCGGCGCCAGAAGCAAGUAAAAUAACAAAUGAGGCUAUUUUCAGUGUGAUAAGCAGAGAACACAACCCCCAACAGGAUGACCAGUUCAAGAACUCCAUUGAUGUUAGCAAUGUGGUGUCUAUGUCAACAGAAAAAGCAAACCAAGCUCAAGAAAAUUAUGACAGCAGUGAUAUCACUGAGCUAGACAGUGAAAGACACAUUAGAGAGUCAAAAAACAUAGAUGUCCAAAAGGAGAGAAAAGUAUCUAGGUCCAAUGAGACAAAUGGAACCGACAUAGUAGAAGAUACUAACAAGGUCAACAACCAAAUUCAAGAAGGGAACAAUGACCCGGCAGAUGAAAAUCAGAGUUAUUUCGCUGACUUUGAAGAACAAGGACUAUAUGGUGAUGCUGAAGAAGCUACUGCUACCAGAAGCACUUUUGCCGCCCCUUCAUUUGAUAACAUGGAAUUACCUGAAAGAGAGGAAGCAGCUACAAAAGUUGAAAUUUAUAAUCAAGAAAACGAGGAUGCAAACAACAUAAAGGAUAUUGCUUCUGUAGAUGAGAGUGUCGAACCUGCUGAUGCUGUUGAGAGGCUUGAUAGUUGCACAAAACCAGAUGCUGCUUGUGAAGAUAAUGUUACAUUUGUGGAAACAAGAAAAUCUGAAAGUGAAGAAAACAGCAUGGACUCGACCGAGCAAUGUGCCAUAUCUACUAAUAUUUUGCUUCGGGAAUAUUAUGAUGAGGAUCAAGCUCGGUGUAAUGCCAAAACAGAAAUUUUAGGGGCUGAGGACUGCGUGAGAAAGUCGGAAGAAGAAGAUGAGGUUGUAAAGGAACAAAACUUUAUUGAGGAGCCUCAAUGCAUAAAAAAAGAAGCUAUAGAGGAUGAUGUUCUAAAUGCUAUGAUGGAAAAAGAGGUAGAUGAUAAGGAGUUCAAAAACACGAAUUCAUAUCCUCCUCAACAUCAUGAUGACAGUAGUAUGCAAGGAAAUAAAGUUGAAGCACCUGAAAGAUGUGGAUUAACUGACGUUCAAGAAGUGGAAGAGCUGGAAAAUACAAGAUAUAAAGAGAGCAGCUUUGAUAAAGCAGAAGGAAACCAAGAGAACGUUAAAAUUUCUCAAAGCCAAAACGAAUUCACCAACAACGGUGUGCAGGUUACUGAAGCUGAAACAACAACAGAAACACACCAUGAAGAUCCAGAAGAUGGGAAAUUAUACAACAGCAACAUUGAUCUUUCAGCAAACCUGGACACAAAUACAAAAUCAAACAGCAUUGAAGAAGAAAAUGAUGAAAAAACACAUGCACAAACUAGUUUCAUUGAGAUUCAAGAGACAGAAGCAUUUAACAAAGAGGAGAGUGAGGAUAAAAGUGCUGAAGAAAGUGCCGCUUGCUUUGGGAAACAAGAUCAAAAAAUUGAUGAAGAAUCAGCAUCAGUUAUCGAACUCAAUAACAGUGUUUCAAGCGAAGAAUGCAUGAGGAUUUCUAGUAAAGAUAUUCAAGUCAAUGAAAUGGAAGAAGAAGCAACAAUAGAGAAACAACAUUGCAGUGUAGAGAGUGAUGAUUCAAGUAAUAUAACAGAGAGUGUUCCGUCAUACGAGAUAAGGAGAGUGGAUAUUGCUGAGGAGAAAUGGAAUUCCCAAAACAUUAUCGAAGUUAUGGAUCAGGACAUACACAACAAAUCAGAUAGCAUCGAAGUAUCACAAGAUGAAACAACACAUAAACAUAUUGGUUUUAAGGAGAUAACUAACACAAAAAUAGGUACCAAUGAAAAGAUUAUGAAUCACAGCUCUAAAGAGAGUGACUCUUGCUCUGCAAUACAGGAACACGAGACCGCUGAAGCAUAUACGCCAACACCACUAACAGAAGUGGAACACCCUAUUCCAAAUAAAGAUAUAUGCACUAGCAUCUCUACUGGAGAUAUUCAAGAUAGCGAAGCACAGGAAAAAGAAGCAAUGGACAAACAGAUUGAGGAUUUGGAUAAGACAAAAAAGGAACAUAAUGCACACAAAGGUGGAGGAAAGGAGACUUUACCAAAAAAUGAGAGUCCCAUGAACAUAUUGAAAGAGGGAAAAAUUCAGGACAUAAAUGCUCAAUUCAGCAGCAUUGAGAUACAAAAGGAGGCAAACACAGACGAACAAACUUGUUCAAGUGAGAUUCAUGAAACAAAGACAGUCAACAAGGAGAUUGUGAACCAAAGCUCUGAAGAGAAUGACUCUUGCAGUAAUCGUAACCUAGGUGAAGAGAUUGCUCAUGCAUCAACACUAGUUAAAGACAUUGAAAGUCCGGUUCCAAGCAAAGAUAAAUACACUGGGAGCUCUAGUGCAAAUUUUCAAGGGAGUGAACUUGUGGAAGAAGCACCAACUGAGGAACAACAUUGUGGUGCAGAGAAUCCAGAGAUGAUAACAAAUAAUGCUUCAUCAAACAAGGACAAUAUUGCUGAAUCACAAAUCAUUGAAGAACAAAAGGAUGAAAAACCAGAAGAACAAACUGACUCCUAUGAGAUUUGUGAAACAAAAGCGGCAAACAAUGAGGACUUUGCAACUCAAAACUCUAAAGCAGCCGACUCUUGUAGCAAAAAACAAGAUGAAGAGAUUCUAGAAAACACUGCUCCAAGCAAAGAUGAAAACACUAGGAUUGCAAGUGAAGAAUUUCAAGCCAGUGAAGUCAAGGAAGAAGUAACAAUCGACAAACAACAAUGCAAGCCAGAGACUGAGAAUAAAAAUAAGGAUGGUUAUUCACACAUGGUCACAGUAAUGGGUAUUACGACAGCACCAGAAAAUGAGAAUUCCACAGAAAUACUUGAAAAUGACAUAAAAGUUCAAUCACGCAGUUUUGAAGAAUCAAAGGAUGAAAAAACAAAUGAACAAACUUGUUUGGAUGAGACUCAUGAAACAAAAGCGGUUGAAAGUGAGGAGAUUGAGAAUGAAAGCUCCAGAGACAGCGCCUCUUGCAUUACAAAGCGAGAUCGAGAGGCUUCGCAAGCUUCUAAAUUAACACUAGUAGAAGCAGCAAGCCAUGCAUACAAAGAUGAAUGCACGAGGAUACCUAGUGGAGAAAUUCAUGACAAUAAAGUUCUGGGAGAGGCAUCAAUUGACAAAGAACAAUGUAUCUCAAAGAUGGAGGACCCAAGAAACAUCAAUAAUGGUGCUUCUUCAUAUGAGAUCCUGGGAGUGGAACCAGUACUAAUUAAUCAGAAUUCAAUGACAAUAGUAGAGAAUGUGGAUCAGGACAUAAAAGCAAAUUCACACGACAUGGAAGCACAAAAGGAUGAAUACAGUAAACAAACUGGUUCCAUUCAGUUUCAUGACAUAGAAGCAGUCAACCACAAAGAGAGUGUGAAUCAAAAUUCCAAAGUCAGUGAUUAUGCUGAAGCAUCUAUACCACUUAUGGAAGCUGAAACCCUUGUUCCAAACAAAGAGGAACAUACAAGGAUCUCCCGUGAAGAACAUGAAGUCCUUGAAGUUAAGGAAGAAGCAAUGAUUGAAAAACAACAAUGUUGCUCAGAGACACAAAAGGGAGUAGAGUUCGAACAAGAAAAUGAGGAUUUUUCGCACAUGAUAGAUGUGAAACAGGCCAUAAUUGCUGAAUCAGAGAAAAUCGAAGUACAAACUGGUUGCAAUGAGACUCAUGAAACAGAAGUGAUCAACAAUGAGGAGAUUGAGGGUCAAAGAUCAGAAGAGAGCAACCCUUGCAGUGGGACACACGACAAAGAGAUUGCAGUAGCAACUACAGAAGAAGCUGAAGGCCCUUUUCCGAGUAUACAUGAACCCACUGGGAUAUUUAGGGAAGACAUUGAAGUCAAUGAAGUCAAGAAAGAACCAGUCACUCAGGAUUCACAUAUGACAAAUGCUGCUUAUUCAUACCAGAUUGGGGAUGUAGAGAUUGUACCUGCAACUGAGGAUUUCAUCAAAAUUGUCGAAGAUAUGGAUCAGGACAUAAAUCAGUCAGACACCAUUGAACUACAAAAGAAAGAAAAAACACAUGAACAAAUUGAAUCUAAUGAAAUUCAUGAAACACAAGAGGCCAAUAAUGAGGAGAUUCUGAAUCACUGCUCCAAAGACAGCAACUUUCCUUGUGGGAAACAAGAUGAAGAGAUUGCUGAAGCAUCUACAUUAGUCAUAGGAGCUCAAGACCUUGUUGCAAGCAACGAUGAAUGCACAAAGAUAUCUAGUGACAAGAUUAAUCUCAAAGAAGUUGAAGAAGCGUCAGAAUUAGAAAUACAGCAAUGUGACUCAAAGACUAAGGAUCCAAAUGAGAUGGAAAUUAGAGUUUCCUCCAACAAGUUCGAGAGGGUGGAGAUCGUAUCAGAACAUGAGAAUUCCUUGAACAAAGUAAAAGAUGUACAUCAGGACACAACAGCUGGAUUAUAUAUAAUUAACGUACAAAAGGAUGAUAAUACGUAUGAACAAAUUGGCUUCAAGGAGAUUCAUGAAACAGAAGUGGUCAACAAAAACAAGACUGAGAGUCAAACCCCUGAAGAAAGUGACAUUUGGGGUGGGAAACAAGACCAAGAGAUUGUUGAUGCAUCUAGACCAAUUAUAGAAUCUGAAAACCAUGUUCCAAGCAUAGAUGAAUACACUAAAAUCUCUGGUGAACAACUUCACGUCAGAAUCAAGAAAGAACCAACAAUUAAUUGCUUAGAGACUAAGGAUCCAAACAAGACAAGUGAUGGUGUUUCUUCAUACCAUAUUAGGGGAGUGGAGAUUGUACCAGGAAAUGAAAGCUCUAUGAACAUUAUGGAAGAUAUGAACCAGGAUAUACAUCCUGAGUCAGACACCAUUGAAGCACAAAAGGACGAAAUAACACAUGAACAAAGUGCUCCUGAUGAGAUUCAUGAGACACAUGAGGUCAGCAACGAGGAGAUUAAGAACGAAUGUGCCCAAGACAGUGACACUUACAAUGGAAAACAAGAUCAGGAUAUUGCUGAAGCAUCUACAUCACUUGGAGAAGCUGAAAACCCAGUUCCACGCAAAGAUGAAUGCACUAGGAUCUCUAGUGACAAAUUUCAACUUAGUGAAAUUAAAGUUCCAGCAGCAAUAGAAAAUAAGCAAUGUUACUCAGAAACUAAGGAUCAAAAUAAGAUUCAUGAUGGUGUUUCCUCAUACAAGGUUGAGGGAGUGGAGCAUGCACCAGAAAAUGAAAAUCUCUUGAACAAAGUAGAAAAUGUACGUCAGGUUGAAAAGGAACUUGAGCUUCAUGGAGACACACAUAGCAACGAGAAACAAUUUAUUGAAGAUGAUAAGGACAUAAAAGUUCAAUUGGACAGCAUUGAAGUACAAAUAGUCAACGAAAAACAGGAAAAAACUGGAUUUAACGGAAAUCAUGAGACAGAAAACAUGAACUAUGAGGAGGUCAGGAAUCGAAGCUCUAAAGAGAGUAGCUCUUGCAAUGAAAUACAAGAUCAAGAGAUUGCACAAGCAUCUAUACCAGUUAUAGAAGCUGAAAACUUUGUCCCAAGCAACGAUGAAUGCACUAGUACUUCUUGUGAGGAUAUUCAGAUAAGUGAAGUUGAGGAGGAAGCAACGAUUAAGAAACAGCAAUGUAACUCAGAGACUGAGGAUCUAAAUAAGAUAUCAAAUGGUGCUUAUCCAUACGAGAAUAUUGAGCCAGCUGCUACGAAGGAGAUGCAUACAGUAGAGCUGAGAGAAGCAAACAGCGCUGGGGAUGAUGCCACUGACAGAAACAUCAAGGAUCAUGUUGGGAAUGGCAGUAUAGAGAAAGCAAAAGAUGCACAUCAGGAUAAAAUACAGAUUGAUAAGGAAAAUCCAAGAGAUGAAAUAGAAUGUAAACAUGAUGAUUCUCAACAAGCUAUAGCACAAGAAGAAACAAAUGAUGAGGUGAAACUAAUGCACACUGUGCAGCCUGAAGACGAAAUAAAUAUGUACGAUAAGCAAAUCAUAGAGGGGAUAGAAAUGCCUGAAUUAAGCAAGUCCAGAGAGGUAGAAGGGUCACUCUCCUUCACAGAGUAUGAGGCCAGGAAAGAGGAAGAGGAGAAAACAGAGCUUGGAGUAUCCAACUCAAAUCAUAUACCAAAUCUGGACUUGCAGCUAGAACAAGUAGUGGAAGAUGUCACGACAAAAGAUGAAUCAGCAAUGACAGGACCAGGAGACCUGUCAUCAGACUUACAGCGUGCUAAUUUUCCCUUAGCAAGUGAAACAAGCCCAGAAUCUAAUAUCUACAAAGGCAGUUGCUCACAAGAGACCAGAAAUGAGGAUGAAUGCCAGUUCUUAGGAAAAGAGCAGACCAAUGAUAUUUCUGGUCAACAUGACUCGUCACCUGAACUAAUUUCAGAAAGCAACAUUGAACAGACAAGUCAGAUCAUCGGUGAUAUUCAGGGACCUUCUGAAAGCUUUGAGCAGAUAAAAAAGCAAUAUAUUCAAGAAGGGAGAAAUUCAGAAGAUAUUGACAUAGAAGAAAGCCACAAGACAGUAAAUAGAGAGCUCAUGGUGGCUGAAAAUCAAAGCAAGGAGAACCUGGAAGAACAUAAAUUUGCAAUGUGUAAUCCUAUAACUACAGAGCUAACUGAAGAAGCCAUUGUUAGCGAUGACUCCAAAAAUGUUGAAAGAGAAACUACAAAGAAAAGUUGUCAAGAAGCUUUAUCAGCAGAAAAAACCCAAUACCAGGUAAACUCUAUGGAUACUAUGGAUAAUGCUUCUGAGAAACCAGGUGAUAAAGAUGGUAAUAUGCAAGAUAAUCUCCAAUUUCAAAAGCAUGAAAACAAACUUGAAUUAAUUGAAUCUGAUAAGAUAGAUGGAUCAAACUCACAAGAUACUCUUCUGCAAGGAGACAUGUCAGAGGCUCUUGAUAGCAGCACACUUGUGGAGAUUCAGCAAGCAAACACUAGGCAGAUGUUUCCUCCACAUGUCGAAGAACUAGAAAUAUUAUCUACACAGGCUGAAGUUAUUAACAAUGGUUCUGAGCUAGAAAAAGAUUCAAGAGAUGUUAGUUUAGGAGAGAUCAAUGCAAAUCAGUCCACAGUAAAAUUGGAGUUGGAUUAUGCCGAAAGGGAAGUUAACUUUCCAAAUCCAAUGGAUGUUCACGUGAAUUGCCAAGAAGUCAGCGGAACUGAACUGAGCUACAUUUUCCCAGAACAUGUAGGAGAAGAGCCAGUCCAAACAGCAUCAUGUAAGCAUGAAGAGACACAGAGAACCAUUAAACCAGUCACAGAAAUGGAAGCAAAGGCAGAUGAUACCUCAUCUGAAAAAUUAGUACAAGGGACAUACUUGUCAGAAGUAGAACAAAUGUACCAUAAAGUCCAAGGCUUAAAAGAUGAGCCUAUUAAGGACUUAAUGCCAAACCAAGAACUAGCAGAAAAAGGCUGGACAACAGGUGAGGCAACGAUAGAGCUUGAAGAAUUAUCAUCAGAGUUUGAAGUUACUAGUUCUACAUCAGAAAACAAGACACAGACACAGACACAACCAAUGAACCAUUUAGAUGGUUCCUCACAAACAAUUCUGAAUAAUAAUGAAGGGCAGGGCUCAAAAAUAUCAGCCGAGAUCCCAAAUGUUUCUCCUCCAAUCAAUUCAGGAAAAAGUUGUGGACCCUCAGGUAAUCAAACUGAAACCUUUCAACAGGAACCUGAGCCCCAUGGUGAGGAACUCACUAAAUCAGAUGAAGCUGAUCAGGAAAUGCAUCACCAAUUAAAAAGCAGUCAGCUCAUAGCUGAAGAAAAAAGUUUGCCUGACUUUGGAGCACAUGAAGCCACAAGAAAUGAGGAUAAUCAGGAUAAAAACACCGUUCUUCCUAAUGAUCCUAUCCUAGCACGACAAAACAUGUCACUUGACAAAGAAGAAAAGACAGUAAUGGAGGAAGAACAGGAAACAAGUAUGGAGAAUAACAAUUCAUCUGUUGAUGGUGGAGAAGCUGUCAGUGCUACUAGAGAAGGGCCCGCUGAACACAUGGACUCUGAAGAAAUAUACCAAAUCAAGGACACGAAAGAAGAUGACAUUUAUCUCCUGCAGAGCAUAGUAGCAGAGAAAGAGCACGAACUCGAAGGAAAUCUUGAUAAGCUUUCAGCCUCGUUUCAGCUUCCAGAAGCAUGUAAUGUCCUGAUGGAAAAGGUCAGUGAAGAAGUUGCUGAUGAUAUAGUUGCCAUUGUUGAUACAAGGCAACUACAGGAUGACAUUAGAGAUGAAUCAGAAGAGCAAAGUAAAACUGAAGCAUGCACAGAAAAGGGUGUAUCUGUAAUUGAGUCUGAAAGAAAUGGAGCUGCCACACUUCCAGCAAAAGAUCCUAUCAAACAAAACUUAGAGGAACCAACAAUGGAAAAUCCCAGCAUUGUGAAUAAUAAAAGUGGAGAGCAUGUGAAUCAGGAAAAAUCAUACAAUGACCCUACCGAAACACAAGCUGACUCAAACACGUUGGACUCUACUAAAACUUUGUCAUCCAACAUCAAUCAAGAAUUUAGUGCACAAACAAGUUUGAUGGUCAGUGACAAAACAGCACAGCAAGAACAAGUCAUUCUUCACACAGAACGAAAAGUCGAAGGAGAAACCGCACUAGUGAAAUCCAAAUCUGAUGAGGAAAUACAAGACGAACACGAAGAUUCAGAUUUGAAGGUUCCUCUUAUGUCAGAAGCUCUAAGGGAUAUGGAGCUUAAAGCAACCCAUAAAAAAUCACAUAACAUACUAUCAGGAGUUGGGUCGAAAGUGAAACAUUCGAUUUCCAAAGUGAAGAAAGCCAUGACAUGCACAACAUCUCAGUUUGCACCAGAAGAAGUCAUCAUUAAGCUAAAUAAAAAUAAGAACUUGGAUAAGUCAUAAUAAAGCUUGCAUUAUGUUCUUUACAAUUUCUUAUUUCACAAAGAUCAUGUCCAUCACUUCCUAUGCUAUUAUGCUCCUAUGAAGUCUGUCUACUUAAGCAGAAUAUUGCUGGUAUAUUUCAUUUAUCUGCACAAUGUAAGGUAAAAAUUAUAUGUAAUUACAAGUUUCAAUUUUGUGAA
Messenger RNA from Beta vulgaris subsp. vulgaris (sugar beet), 11092 nucleotides. RefSeq lists its product as uncharacterized. The transcript has 26 exons. The record is from RefSeq and is a predicted model, not a curated record. Bases 132 to 10913 code for a protein of 3593 amino acids. NCBI's taxonomy places the organism in Eukaryota, Viridiplantae, Streptophyta, Magnoliopsida, Caryophyllales, Amaranthaceae.